AUGUCUGCUGCUAGAACUGGUAACACUGUAGAUAUUGCUGGAGAAUGGUAUGCAGAACCAAGGUCAUUGCUUGGUUCUGCUAAUCUUGGGUGCUGGAAACCAAAGGGAGGAGAAAGGAUAACACCUGUUACCCUCUUACAGGGAGAAAUGGACGAGACAGUUAUUGUUUCAUUAAAGCUGUGUGGCUUCAUUUCCAACCUGCUCGAUCGUCUCUUUAUUUUACUGGACACUGGUACAACACCAGUAACGAGAAAAGCAGCUGCACAGCAACUUGGGGAAGUAGUGAAACUGCAUCCUCAUGAACUGAAUAACCUCUUGUCUAAAGUGUUAGUGUAUUUAAGAAGUACCAAUUGGGAUACACGUAUUGCAGCUGGCCAGGCUGUUGAAGCAAUAGUGAAAAACGUACCUGAGUGGAAUCCAACACCAAGAGCAAAGCAAGAACCAGGCUCAGAAAGUCCUAUGGAAGAUUCACCUUCAACAGAUCGGUUGCGUUUUGACAGAUUUGAUAUAUGUCGGUUGUUGAAACAUGGUGCAUCUCUUCUUGGAUCUGCUGGCGCAGAAUUUGAAGUCCAAGAUGAUAAAUCAGGUGAAAUUGAUCCUAAGGAGAGGAUUGCACGACAGAGGAAACUGUUACAAAAGAAACUUGGCUUAGACAUGGGUGCUGCAAUUGGGAUGAAUACUGAAGAUCUGUUCAAUGAUGAAGAUCUGGACUAUUCGCCUUCUUCAGUUUCACUAGUAAACAAACAACCUACUCUUCAGGCUGCUGAGUUAAUUGACUCAGAGUUUCGAGCUGGUAUGAGUAGUAGACAAAAAAAUAAAGCCAAAAGAAUGGCUAAGCUGUUUGCAAAGCAAAGAUCCAGAGAUGCAGUGGAAACUAAUGAGAAGAGCAAUGAUAGCACUGAUGGGGAACCAGAAGAAAAGAGAAGAAAAGUUGCAACUGUUGUCAUCAACCAGCCUGCCACAGACUCAAAAACAUCGGUAGAAAAUGCUACAGAAGAGGCAAAUGAAUGGCCUCUGGAAAGCUUUUGUGAAGAGGUGUGCAAUGAUCUCUUUAACCCUUCUUGGGAGGUUCGACAUGGUGCAGGUACUGGACUGAGAGAGAUACUUAAAGCUCAUGGCAAAAGUGGUGGUAAAAUGGGAGACAGCUCUUUAGAAGAGAUGAUUCAACAGCAUCAGGAGUGGCUAGAAGACUUGGUUAUUAGACUUCUUUGUGUGUUUGCAUUAGACAGAUUUGGAGACUUUGUUUCAGAUGAAGUGGUAGCACCAGUACGUGAGACUUGUGCUCAGACUUUGGGAGUGGUGUUGAAACAUAUGAAUGAGACUGGAGUUCAUAAAACUGUGGAUGUUCUCCUGAAGCUGCUUACACAGGAACAGUGGGAAGUGAGACAUGGUGGUCUCUUAGGAAUAAAGUAUGCUUUGGCAGUACGUCAGGACAUGAUCAACACUUUGUUACCUAAAGUGUUGCCUGCAAUAAUUGAAGGUCUCCAAGAUCUGGAUGAUGAUGUCCGAGCUGUUGCUGCAGCAUCUUUAGUACCAGUGGUGGAAAGCUUGGUCCAACUUCAGUCUCAGAAGGUGCCUUUUAUUCUUAAUACCUUGUGGGAUGCACUUCUGGAGUUAGAUGACUUGACUGCUUCCACAAACAGUAUCAUGAUCCUUCUUUCUUCCCUUCUGACUUAUCCUCAGGUCCGCAAAUGCAGUAUUCAGCAAUCGCUGACAGUUUUGGUCCCGCGUGUGUGGCCCUUCUUGCAUCACACUAUCUCUUCUGUCCGAAAAGCAGCACUGGAAACAUUAUUCACACUGCUGUCCACCCAAGACCAGAGCUCAUCAACAUGGCUGACUCCAAUUCUCCAAGAUAUGCUGAGACACAUAUUUCAAUUUUGUAUCUUAGAAAGCAACCAAGAAAUUUUGGAUCUUAUUCACAAGGUAUGGCUGGAACUGUUAAACAAGGCAUCUGUACAGUAUGUAGUUGCAGCUGCAUGUCCAUGGAUGGGAGCCUGGCUCUGCUUAAUGAUGCAGCCAUCUCAUUUACCCAUUGACUUAAACAUGUUGCUAGAAGUAAAAACAAGAUCAAAAGAAAAGGCAGGAGCUAAACUACGUCAAGGUCAAACCCAGAAUAAGGAAGUGAUUCAGGAAUAUAUUGCUGGGGCAGAGAGCAUUGCAGAAGAUCCAGCAACCCGGGAUUAUGUGGUCAUGCGAGCUCGAAUGAUGGCAGCAAAGCUGCUGGGAGCGCUCUGUUGCUGCAUUUGUGACCCAGGUGUAAAUACUGUUACUCAAGAAAUAAAGCCAGCUGAAUCAUUAGCUCAGCUACUGCUCUUCCACUUGAAUUCUAAAUCUGCCUUGCAGAGGAUUAGUGUUGCAUUAGUAAUCUGUGAGUGGGCAGCUUUGCAAAAGGAGUGUAGAAGUGUGGCUGUUUGUGUGCAGCCUCGUUUACUUGGGGUCCUUUCUGAACAUCUCUAUUAUGAUGAAAUUGCUGUUCCUUUUACACGAAUGCAGAAUGAAUGUAAACAACUCAUCUCAUUGUUAACUGAUGCAAACAUUGACAUUGGAAACAGAGUAAACUGCAGUGUAUUCACAAUCGAUCAGGCUAAUGAGCUGGUUACUUCCGUUUUCAAUGAAGUGACAUCAUCCUUUACUUUGAAUCCUAAAAUUCUGCAACAAUUGGACAGUAAACGGCAACAGGUCCAAAUGACUGUUACAGAAACAAAUCAAGAAUGGCAAGUGUUGCAUCUGCGAGUCCAUACAUUUGCUGCAUGUGCAGUUGUGAACUUGCAGCAACUUCCAGAAAAACUAAAUCCUGUUAUAAAACCCUUAAUGGAAGCUAUCAAAAAAGAGGAGAAUACACUUGUACAAAACUAUGUGGCUUCAUGUAUAGCAAAGUUACUUCAGCAGUGUACAACAAGGUCUCCUUGUCCCAACUCAAAAAUUAUAAAAAAUCUCUGCAACUCUCUCUGUGUGGAUCCACAUCUUACCCCAUUAGCAGCGUGUCCUGCACAGCCUCAGACUAGCCAUGAGAACUCAAAAGGGCCCAACUCUGAUAAAGAUGGGAUGCAUCAUACAGUUACCAAGCAUAGGGGAAUAAUUACACUGUAUAGACAUCAGAAAGCUGCUUUUGCCAUCACAAGUCGGCGAGGUCCUACUCCAAAAGCUCCAAAAGCCCCAAUUGCAGAUCUCCCCACUGGCAGCAGUGGAAGCAUUCCUACAGAACUUGAUGAGGCUCAGAAACCAUAUGUUGUACAGAGAAGAGGAGCUGAAUUUGCCUUAUCUACUAUAGCUAAACAUUUUGGUGCUGAAAUGGCAACAGGAUUGCCACAUCUCUGGGAUGCUAUGGUUGGUUCAUUAAGGAACAACAUUCACACCAAUAAUUUUGACCGAAAGUCCUUGCUGGAAAAAGGAGAUGCUCCUGCCCAGGAGCUAGUAAAUUCUUUACAGGUUUUUGAAACAACAGCAGCUUCAAUGGAUACUCAGCUACAUCCUCUGUUAAUACAGCAUUUGCCUCAUCUUUAUAUGUGCCUUCAACAUCCCAGCACUGCAGUGAGACACAUGGCUGCUCGUUGUGUAGGUGUUAUGAGCAAAAUAGCUACCAUGGAAACAAUGAAUAUCUUCUUAGAGAAAGUUCUACCAUGGUUGGGAGCAAUAGAUGACAACACCAAACAAGAAGGUGCAAUUGAAGCACUUGCAUGUGUAAUGGAGCAGCUGGAUGUUGGUAUAGUUCCAUACAUUGUUCUUCUAGUGGUUCCAGUUCUGGGUAGAAUGAGUGAUCAGACUGACAGUGUACGUUUUAUGGCUACUCAGUGCUUUGCAACACUAAUUAGACUCAUGCCUCUUGAGGCUGGUAUACCAGAUCCACCAAACAUGUCUGAAGAAUUAAUCCGAAUGAAAGCCAAAGAACGUCACUUUCUGGAACAGUUAUUGGAUGGCAAAAAACUGGAAAACUAUGAAAUUCCAGUACCAAUCAAAGCAGAGCUCAGAAAAUAUCAGCAGGAUGGAGUGAACUGGCUGGCAUUUCUCAAUAAAUACAAACUUCAUGGAAUUCUUUGUGAUGACAUGGGCUUAGGAAAAACUUUACAGUCCAUUUGCAUUCUUGCAGGUGAUCAUUGCCUCAGGGCUCAGGAAUAUGCAAGAACAAAACUGGUGGACAGUGUUCCUCUUCCCUCCUUGGUGGUGUGCCCUCCUACACUCACAGGACACUGGGUGGAUGAAGUGGGCAAAUUUUGCUCAAAAGAGUAUCUUAAUCCUUUGCACUAUACAGGACCUCCUACUGAAAGAGCAAGGUUACAACACCAGGUGAAAAGACACAAUCUCAUAGUGGCUUCAUAUGAUGUUGUGAGAAAUGACAUUGACUUCUUCAGAAAUAUUAAGUUUAAUUACUGCAUUCUUGAUGAAGGCCAUGUAAUAAAAAAUGGAAAAACAAAGCUGUCAAAAGCAGUAAAGCAGCUGACUGCCAAUUACAGGAUAAUUCUUUCUGGGACACCAAUCCAGAACAACGUCUUAGAGUUGUGGUCACUGUUUGACUUCCUUAUGCCAGGAUUUUUGGGUACUGAACGGCAAUUUGCAGCUCGUUAUGGCAAACCAAUACUGGCAAGUAGAGAUGCCCGAAGCUCCAGCAGAGAACAAGAGGCUGGGGUCCUUGCAAUGGAAGCACUGCACCGCCAAGUUCUGCCAUUCCGGCUACGGAGGAUGAAAGAGGAUGUACUGCAAGAUCUUCCACCCAAAAUUAUUCAAGAUUAUUACUGCAUUCUCAGUCCUCUGCAGGUUCAGCUUUAUGAAGAUUUUGCGAAGUCUCGUGCCAAAUGUGAUAUUGAUGAAACAGUUUCUUCAAUUUCAUUGAAUGAAGAAACUGAAAAGCCAAAGCUUAAAGCUACAGGUCAUGUAUUUCAGGCAUUGCAAUACUUACGGAAGCUAUGCAACCAUCCAGCAUUAGUGUUAACAACCCAACAUCCAGAGUAUAAAAGAAUUACAGAGCAACUUGCAGCUCAUAAUUCAUCCCUUCGAGAUAUCCAACAUGCACCUAAGCUGUCUGCUUUAAAACAACUGCUCCUGGACUGUGGUUUGGGGAAUGGUGGAUCUUCAGAAAGCGGUACAGAAGCUGUUGUAGCCCAGCACAGAGUACUUAUCUUCUGUCAACUUAAAAGCAUGCUGGAUAUAGUGGAGCAUGACCUUCUCAGACCUCAGUUACCUUCAGUUACUUACUUGCGACUAGAUGGCAGCAUACCUGCUGGUCAGAGGCAUUCCAUUGUUUCACGGUUUAAUAAUGACCCAUCUAUAGACGUUCUUUUGCUUACCACUCACGUUGGUGGAUUAGGACUUAAUUUAACAGGGGCUGAUACAGUCGUAUUUGUGGAACAUGACUGGAAUCCAAUGAGAGACCUGCAAGCCAUGGAUCGGGCACAUCGCAUUGGGCAGAAACGUGUUGUUAAUGUCUAUCGGCUGAUAACUAGGGGAACUCUGGAGGAGAAGAUCAUGGGUCUUCAAAAGUUCAAAAUGAAUGUUGCAAAUACAGUGAUCAGCCAAGAAAACACAAGCCUACAGAGCAUGGGAACAGAACAGCUGCUUGAUCUGUUCACUCUUGACAAGGAUGGAAAAACUGAGAAAGCAGAUACCUCUACCUCUUCUGGGAAAGCAUCAAUGAAAUCAGUACUCGAAAACCUUGGAGAACUAUGGGAUCAAGAACAGUAUGACACUGAAUACAGUCUUGAAAACUUUAUGCAUUCAUUAAAGUAACUAUCAUAGAUUUGUAAUACAGCUGCUGCUAGUUCACGUCUUUUUUCUGCUGAUAUUCAGCAAACUUAAAGCAUAUAUAGUGAACCUUUAGCUUAAUGUGUAAAUAGAUUUAUUGAAAGAAGAAUCUUCAAAAGACUGGCACUGAGUGGUGUCACCUCUUUCACUGGGGAGCUAUUCUGUCUUAAAUGUUUGCACUGUAUAAAAACUUUAAAUGUAAACAUUGUGAGGUGGUUUAAAUUUUACUUGUUCUGAAUGGCUACAAAUUCUUACUUGGCAGAAGAAUAAAACAAAGCAAGUUUUUACAUA
Messenger RNA from Chaetura pelagica (chimney swift), 6027 nucleotides. RefSeq names its product BTAF1 RNA polymerase II, B-TFIID transcription factor-associated, 170kDa (gene BTAF1). NCBI's taxonomy places the organism in Eukaryota, Metazoa, Chordata, Aves, Apodiformes, Apodidae. The record is from RefSeq and is a predicted model, not a curated record. Bases 1 to 5721 code for a protein of 1906 amino acids. Gene Ontology annotation, molecular function: ATP binding; TBP-class protein binding; ATP-dependent chromatin remodeler activity. The transcript is spliced from 39 exons.